GUAAUCAUGUCACUAGCCAGUGUUGUGCGGCUUGCUGCCUCCUGCUCAGGAAGAACUGUGUCUCGUUGUAGCCUUCAGUUUCUUGGUCUGACACAGAGCAGCUUUGCGCACAAUGUUAUCUCUCAACCACCCAUAAAAUCACAUAUCCGGCUUUACGCCUCGAGGUCUAAGACGAAAUCUACUGCAGACUUGGUCCCGGGAUCCAAACAAGCUCUUACAUCCGAGGCCGCUCGCCUGGAAUACGGAAAAUCCGAUGCGAAGAUGAGUGCCGCUGUUGAGUGGUACCGCAAGGAGGUAGCUGGCCUAGAGACUCGUGCAAGUGGUCGCGUUACCCCAGCUCUUCUCUCGCCAGUACGCAUAGAACUUCCAGGCAAAGGAAAGGAACUUGUGAAACUCGAGGAAGUGGCCACUGUUGGUGUUCGAGAUGGCUCAACUUUGAUUAUCACGGUGUUUGAAGAACAUAAUCUGAAAGCAAUUGAACAAGCCCUAUACGCUGCGAAGCUUCCGAAUAUCGUUCCUCAAAGACAGGAUUCCACGACAAUCAAGAUACCUAUACCUAGGCCAACAGUUGAAGCACGCAAUGCACUGACUGCAACUGCUCAGCGAAUGGCAGAGGACACUCGGGUGCAACUUCGAAAGAUACAGCAGGCCAGUAUCAAAAAGGGCGACUACAAAAAACACUCGAUCGAACUUGAAGAAUUUCAGAAGCUCGCAGAUAGGAACACUACUGAAGUAGACAAGAUUCUAGCAUAUAUGAAAAAAUCAACCGGGACCCGGUAGGGGUGUCCGGAGGAGCCAUACCCUGACAACACCUA
Messenger RNA from Suillus clintonianus, 815 nucleotides. RefSeq names its product ribosome recycling factor-domain-containing protein. Gene Ontology annotation, cellular component: mitochondrion. The transcript is spliced from 4 exons. The record is from RefSeq and is a predicted model, not a curated record. Bases 7 to 780 code for a protein of 257 amino acids. Lineage: Eukaryota; Fungi; Basidiomycota; Agaricomycetes; Boletales; Suillaceae. Gene Ontology annotation, molecular function: ribosomal large subunit binding. Gene Ontology annotation, biological process: translation.